UUGAUCUUUAAAAUUUUAAGGUUAGUAUAGCUACUAUUAUAGUUAAGAAGAAGAAUAAUAAUUAAUAAUUAAUAAUGUCAGCUGAUCAUACCAGAGAUCCAUGUCCUAUAGUUAUUUUAAAUGAUUUUGGUGGUGCCUUUGCCAUGGGUGCUAUUGGUGGUACUGUAUGGCAUGGAAUUAAAGGAUUUAGAAAUUCUCCAUAUGGUGAAAGAUUUGUAGGAGCAAGUGCUGCUAUAAGGACUAGAGCUCCAGUUGUUGGAGGUAAUUUUGGUGUUUGGGGUGGUUUAUUUUCUACUUUUGAUUGUACUGUUAAAGCUGUUAGAAAGAGAGAAGAUGCUUGGAAUGCUGUUAUUGCAGGAUUUUUCACUGGUGGUGCUUUAGCUAUUAGAGGAGGCUGGAAACAUACUAGAAAUUCUGCUAUUACUUGUGCCUGUUUAUUAGGUGUAUUUGAAGGGGUUGGUAUGAUGAUGCAAAGAGUAUUUGCUCAACCAGCUGUUGCUCCUGUAUACCCUGAUGAACCACAAAGAUUAGCUGCUUAGACUACUAAAUUAUUGCAUUCUUCAUUAAAUAAUUUAAACUAUCCCAAUCUACAUACAUAAAGGGGUUUUAGUUUAAAUUCUUGUAUAUAUCUUGCACAUAAUGAUUAAUUCAUUUCAACUCUUCUUCUUACGAUUAAUUUUUGUUCCAUAGAUUUCUUAAUGUACAUUAUAAUUAUUAUUAU
Scheffersomyces amazonensis is the source of this 721-nucleotide messenger RNA. It is a transcript of the gene TIM17, whose product is annotated as protein transporter. Gene Ontology annotation, biological process: protein import into mitochondrial matrix. The record is from RefSeq and is a predicted model, not a curated record. The transcript has a single exon. The coding region runs from base 75 to 539 and encodes 154 amino acids. Gene Ontology annotation, molecular function: transmembrane protein transporter activity. Gene Ontology annotation, cellular component: TIM23 mitochondrial import inner membrane translocase complex; mitochondrial inner membrane. NCBI's taxonomy places the organism in Eukaryota, Fungi, Ascomycota, Pichiomycetes, Serinales, Debaryomycetaceae.